CCAAAACACCCCUCUCAUCUCGUGAUCUCCCUCAAUCCAUUCAAAAUCCCCUUACGAUACCAAUACCGAUUUCCGAUUAGCCCUUUCCUCCUUUUUUGGCUGCUGCGCCUCCGCUUUUGUGCUGCGUAAUUGUGUGUAUCUGUGCCUCCACGUCGAUGGAGCUGCAGAAGCGCCAAGAUCAGGGCCUGCCGCAGCGCAAGGGGCAGAAGCGAAAACUGGAGGAGGAAAUCAAAGACGAGCAGCCGGGGAUCUCGCCGUCGCCGGUCGACUGCUCCGACGCUCGCCGCGCCAUCCUCGCAGAGGUAGCUGUCCAGGUCAACAUCCUCGACUCCGCCUUCUCAUGGCAAGAAGCAGAUCGAGCUGCCGCCAAGCGCGCCACUCAUGUCCUUGCUGACCUUGCUAAAAACGAUGAGGUAGUGAACGUGAUUGUAGAAGGAGGAGCUGUUCCGGCUCUGGUGAAGCAUCUUCAAGCACCGCCGUCAACUGAAGUUGAUGGGAACUUGAGGCCUUUCGAGCAUGAGGUCGAGAAGGGCAGUGCCUUCGCGCUGGGGUUGCUUGCUGUGAAGCCAGAGCAUCAGCAGCUCAUAGUUGACCAUGGAGCCUUGCCUCAUCUUGUGGACUUGCUGAAGAGGCACACCGAGGGAACCACUCGAGCCGUGACUAGUGUGGUUAGAAGAUCUGCUGAUGCAAUAACCAACCUCGCUCAUGAGAACAGCAACAUUAAGACUCGUGUUAGGAGGGAAGGAGGAAUUCCGCCUCUUGUUGAGUUGCUAGAAUUCGCUGACACAAAAGUGCAACGAGCAGCUGCCGGUGCUUUGCGAACUCUUGCAUUUAAAAAUGACGAGAACAAAAAUCAGGUGAUUCCAAUAGUGCAGAUAGUUGAAUGUAGCGCGCUUCCUACUCUCAUUUUGAUGCUUCGGUCUGAGGAUGCAGCCAUACAUUAUGAAGCGGUUGGUGUUAUUGGGAAUCUGGUACAUUCCUCCCCAAACAUAAAGAAAGAAGUACUUGCUGCGGGGGCUUUGCAACCUGUCAUUGGCUUGCUUAGCUCAUGUUGCUCAGAGAGUCAAAGAGAGGCAGCUUUGUUACUUGGCCAAUUUGCUGCGACAGAUUCAGAUUGCAAGGUUCACAUUGUGCAAAGAGGUGCAGUUGGACCAUUGAUCGAGAUGCUCCAAUCUUCUGAUGUACAGUUGCGGGAAAUGUCAGCCUUUGCGUUAGGGAGAGUGGCUCAGGACCCACACAACCAAGCUGGUAUAGCUCACAACGGUGGUUUAGUACCAUUACUGAAGCUCCUUGAUUCGAAAAAUGGGUCGCUGCAACAUAAUGCAGCAUUUGCGUUGUACGGUCUCGCGGAUAAUGAGGAUAAUGUGUCUGAUUUUAUUAGAGUGGGAGGAAUCCAGAAGCUUCAGGAUGGAGAAUUCAUUGUCCAAGUUUUGAAGCAUUUGCUAUAUCUAAUGCGAGUAGCUGAGAAGGCAGUUCAACGACGUGUAGCAUUGGCUCUGGCUCAUCUUUGUGCCCCUGAUGAUCAGAGAGUAAUUUUCAUAGAUAACGGAGGAUUGGAGUUAUUGUUGGGGCUUCUUGGUUCUGCAAACAUGAAACAACAACUUGAUGGAGCUAUUGCGCUAUACAAGUUGGCCAACAAAGCAAUGACACUCUCUCCAGUAGAUGCAGCUCCACCUUCUCCAACCCCGCAGGUAGCUUUUGACAUAUAUCUGGUGGUGGUUGUCAUUGGUGCAAUUUUCAUGGUUUAUUUGGGGGAGAAAUACGUAAACAACGCUACACUAUCUGAUGUCACCUUUCUAGUGGAAGGAAGACGGUUCUAUGCACACAGAAUUUGCUUACUGGCUUCAUCAGAUGCAUUUCGUGCAAUGUUUGAUGGGGGUUACCGGUUGAUAAGGCAAUUUAAAAUGAUGCCAUUUUAUUUUCCUGAUCAAGUUACAUACUUUUAUCUUAAGCAGGAAAAGGAUGCAAGGGAUAUUGAAAUUCCGAACAUCAGAUGGGAAGUUUUCGAGUUGAUGAUGAGAUUCAUAUACACGGGAUCCGUAAAUGUUGCCCUAGAUGUUGCUCAAGAUUUACUCCGGGCGGCCGAUCAGUAUCUCUUGGAGGCUCUAAAGCGACUCUGCGAGUACACAAUAGCACAGGACAUAUCUCUGGACAAUGUUGCAAGCAUGUACGAGCUCUCAGAAUCUUUCCAUGCUAUUUCACUGCGGCACACUUGCAUUUUAUUCAUCUUGGAGCAUUUUGAUAAAUUGAGUGCCAAGCCCAGGCACUCUUAUUUGAUCCAGCGGAUUAUACCGGACAUACGGAAUUACUUUGGGAAGGCACUGACGAAACCCGACCCACAUAACUUGCGGCUGUAGAUGACGACUGGUCUCAAUUUCUUUGAUCUCUCUAACUAGGAUAAGUUGUACAGAAGUGGUGGAUCGAUCUUCUUGCUGGCGUCGAGCUGCCAAAUAGGGUUUGGUGUCAUCAUGACAUGGCUCAGAAUCAUCUCCAGUUUGAUGGAUAAAAAGAGUGCCUUAGUGUGGCGUGGCGUGUACUCAGCAGAGUGAGCUGUUCAGUAAGUAGAAAUCACCUUCUUUCCCUGGGCUGUCUGGGGAAUGAAUGCAUCCCCUUCAUGAUCAUAGCCUGCUUUGUUCUAUUUGCUGGGUUGUGUUGGUUAUGUACGCGAGUAUGUAAGAAGAAACUCUUUGAGCGACGAUUCUGUCAUUCAAGGAGGUCGUCAUCGUUAUGUAGCACAAUAACAAGGUCUCGUGCACGAAGCGUAUGAGUCUUUCAACAAGAUUACGAGAUGACACGAAAAAGAAAGCCAAAGAUGAGAGCCUGGAAUCUGGAUUGUGAAAGUUGAUAUAUUCUUAGUUCCCGAGGAGGUUGACUGUAGUCAGUAUAGUCCCUCAUUUCAUCUUUGGUCUGUAGUGCAGGUUUGGUUUGUUGGAUUGAGUUUGAUUUCAGAACGGCUUGGCAAGCUCAAAUUGCGCUUGCCUUUGCUCACCUAUCAUCAUCGCCAAUGUUAUCGAUCCACCAUACGAAUUCUCUUGGGUGCUGAAAUGGUGAAUGGUUAUAAGUAGGGGUCGGGGAGUGUGGUUUUAUGAGAAUUUGGGUGGGUUUGCAACUGUCGACUGAGAAAGUAACUCAUAUCUACCCAUACCCAUACCCAUGCUUGUACUUGUGGGUUGGGGUGAUUGGGGAUGAUGAGUGGUUGGGUAGGUUCGGUGACUUUACAACAUACAUUUCAAAAUGUCACGUAAUUUGUUUUAUUAUUUUUUUAAAUGCAAAUAGUAUAUAAUCCAUAUUAGAUGUAUAAGUUUGCUUAAAUAUUACUACUUAUAAUUGUUCUCAAA
Molecule: messenger RNA, 3338 nt
Organism: Linum tenue
Lineage: Eukaryota; Viridiplantae; Streptophyta; Magnoliopsida; Malpighiales; Linaceae
Source: the annotation of a GenBank genome assembly